Messenger RNA from Letharia lupina, 5043 nucleotides. RefSeq lists its product as uncharacterized. Bases 1 to 5043 code for a protein of 1680 amino acids. Gene Ontology annotation, molecular function: structural molecule activity; clathrin light chain binding. The transcript is spliced from 6 exons. NCBI's taxonomy places the organism in Eukaryota, Fungi, Ascomycota, Lecanoromycetes, Lecanorales, Parmeliaceae. The record is from RefSeq and is a predicted model, not a curated record. Gene Ontology annotation, biological process: intracellular protein transport; receptor-mediated endocytosis; Golgi to endosome transport. Gene Ontology annotation, cellular component: clathrin complex; clathrin coat of trans-Golgi network vesicle; actin cortical patch.
AUGGCGGCCAACGCCCUGCCUAUACGCUUCACUGAGCUACUUCAGUUGACGCAUACAGAGAUUGACCAAAAAUCCAUAGGCUUCAAUUCUUGUACACUAGAGUCCGACCACUACAUCUGCGUCCGCCAGGCCAUUCCGGAAGGCGCCAACCCUGAGGUGAUCAUAGUCAACCUCAAAAAUAACAAUGAAAUCAUCAAGAGGCCGAUCAAGGCCGACAGUGCCAUCAUGCAUUGGUACAAGCAGGUCAUUGCCCUCAAAGCGCAGCAGCGAACCCUACAGAUCUUCGAUCUCGGACAGAAGAUCAAAGUCAAUUCCAACACAAUGCUGGAAGACGUGAUAUACUGGAAAUGGUACAGCCCGGAUAGCUUGGGGCUAGUAACGGAGAACUCGGUGUAUCACUGGAAUGUCUUCGAACAACCGUCUUCUACCCCACAGAAAAUGUUCGACCGGAACGCAAAUCUUUCUGGCUGUCAAAUCAUCAACUACCGUGUGAACGAGGACGAAAAAUGGAUGGCUGUUGUAGGAAUCACCCAACAACAAGGUCGUGUUGUUGGUCAGAUGCAAUUAUACUCGAGAGAGCGUGGUAUCAGCCAGGCAAUUGAGGCUCAUGCCGCAGCCUUCGGGACCAUUCGAUUAGAAGGGGCCCCGGCAGACACAAGAGUCUUCACCUUCGCAGUCCGAUCUGCGGCGUCAGCAAAGCUACACGUUGUGGAGAUUGACCACCAGGCGUCAAACCCUCCUUUCGCGAAAAAAGCUGUCGACGUGUACUUUCCUCCUGAAGCGGUCAAUGAUUUUCCCGUGGCCAUGCAGGUGUCUCAGAAAUACAGCGUCAUCUAUAUGGUGACAAAAUAUGGCUUCAUCCACCUAUACGACUUGGAGACCGCCGCUUGCAUCUUCAUGAACCGUAUCUCAAGCGAGACGAUCUUUACGACGGCCCCAGAUUCUGACUCUUCUGGCAUUGUGGGGGUCAACCGCAAAGGCCAAGUCCUCUCCGUUAGCGUAGAUGAGAAUACCAUCAUCCCAUAUCUACUGCAAAAUCCUGCAAACGGCGCCCUCGCACUUAAGCUUGCUUCACGAGCUGGACUACCAGGAGCCGAUAAUCUGUACGCUCAUCAGUUCGAGAACCUCAUGGCUUCCGGUCAAUAUACGGAUGCCGCCAAGAUUGCUGCUAAUUCUCCUCGGGGAUUCUUGAGGACGCCCCAAACGACCGCGAGGUUUCAAGGCUUACCUUCUCAGGGGGGUGGAUUGACUCCUCAUCUACAAUACUUUGGUACUUUACUGGACAAGGGACCACUCAAUAGAGCAGAGAGUCUUGAGCUCGGUCGACUUGUGCUUCAACAGAAUCGAAAGCACUUGAUAGAGAAGUGGUUGAAUGAAAACAAACUGGAGUGCUCGGAAGAAUUGGGAGAUGCUGCCCAACCAUAUGACCCUGCGCUUGCGUUGCAGAUCUACUCGCGGGCCAACGUGCCACACAAAGUCAUUGCAGCACUCGCAAUGACAGGGCAAAUUGACCAGAUCCUCCCCUUCGUCAAGAAGACUGGAUAUCAGCCGGAUUUUGCUAUGCUGAUCCGAAACAUCGUACAAACAAAUCCUGACAAAGGUGCUGAAUUUGCCAUCGCGCUUGCAAAUGACGAGAACGGACCACUGGUAGAUAUCGAGCGAGUUGUUGAUGUCUUCCAAUCUCAAAACCUGGUUCAGCCAGCUACGGCAUUCCUUCUAGAUGCGCUCAAAGACAACCGGCCCGAGCAAGGUCAACUGCAGACACGCUUGUUGGAGAUGAAUCUAAUCAAUGCACCCCAAGUUGCCGACGCCAUACUGGGCAAUCAAAUGUUCUCCUACUAUGACAAGGCCCGGAUUGCCCAGCUUUGUGAGAAUGCUCAGCUCUACCAGCGAGUCCUAGAGAAUACCGAAGAUCCAGCCGUGAUCAAGAGGAACAUCGUUCGUACCGACAAGCUCAAUAAUCCCGAAGGGUGGCUAGUCGACUACUUUGGACGAUUGUCUGUUGAUCAGUCACUGGACUGCUUGAAUGAAAUGCUCAAGGCCAAUAUUCGUCAGAACCUCCAUGCCGUCUACCAGAUUGCGACCAAGUACUCUGAUUCGUUGGGACCACACCGUUUGAUCGACCUGUUCGAGAGGUAUCGAACAGCUGAGGGCCUGUAUUACUAUCUCGGUAGCAUCGUGAACCUGAGCGAAGAUCCGGAGGUCGUUUUCAAAUACAUUGAGGCUGCCACUGCGAUGAAGCAGACUACAGAAGUCGAGCGGAUUUGCCGAGAUAACAACUUUUACAACCCGGAAAAGGUAAAGAAUUUCCUGAAAGAAGCCAAAUUGACGGAGCAAUUGCCACUAAUUAUCGUCUGCGACCGCUUCAACUUCAUACAUGACUUGGUUCUUUACCUCUACCAGAACCAGCAAUUCAAGUCGAUCGAGGUUUACGUUCAGCGCGUCAAUCCUGCAAGAACACCGUUUGUCAUCGGUGGACUCCUUGAUGUUGAUUGCGAUGAAUCAAUUAUCAAGAAUCUUCUCCAAUCCGUCGAUCCUGCUUCUAUUCCUAUUAACGAUCUCGUUUCCGAAGUCGAAUCACGGAACCGCCUCAAGCUGCUUCUACCAUUCCUCGAAGCUACACUCGCCAGUGGGAACCAGCAGCAAGCUGUCUACAACGCACUGGCCAAGAUUUACAUCGACAGCAACAACAACCCCGAGAAGUUCCUCAAAGAGAACGAUAUGUACGACCCGUUGACUGUUGGUAAAUACUGUGAGAAGCGAGACCCCAACCUCGCAUACAUUGCAUACCGGAAAGGCCAGAACGACCUUGAACUCAUCAACGUUACCAACGAAAAUUCGAUGUACAAGGCACAAGCUCGGUAUCUCCUCGAGCGAGCUGAUCCCGAGAUCUGGGCUUUCGUUCUUAACGGCAAUAACAUCCACCGACGUUCGCUGGUUGAUCAGGUUAUCUCGACCGCAGUCCCUGAGUCUACUGAACCCGAGAAAGUCUCUGUAGCUGUCAAAGCAUUCCUGGAUGCCGAUCUACCCGCCGAGCUUAUUGAGCUUCUCGAGAAAAUCAUCCUUGAACCGUCUCCAUUCAGCGACAACGGCAGUCUUCAAAAUCUGCUCAUGCUCACAGCCGCCAAAGCUGACAAGGGCCGUCUGAUGGAGUACAUACAUCAACUCUCGGCUUACAAUGCAGAAGAGAUAGCCAACAUGUGCAUAUCGGUUGGCCUGCUAGAGGAGGCAUUCGAAAUCUACAAGAAGGGGGAGAACCAUGCCGCAGCAACAACCGUGCUGGUUGAACAUAUUGUCAGCAUUGACCGUGCCCAAGAGUAUGCCGAGCGCGUAGAAAUACCCGAAGUCUGGAGCAAGGUUGCCAAAGCUCAACUAGAUGGUCUCCGUAUUGGUGAUGCGAUUGAGUCCUACAUCCGUGCAGAGGAUCCAAGCAAUCACAUUGAAGUGAUUGACAUUGCUACUCACGCUGGAAAAGACGAAGAAUUGGUCAAGUAUCUGCGUAUGGCACGAAAGACUCAGCGAGAGCCAGCGAUCGACACCGCUCUUGCUUUCUGCUACGCUCGACUGGACCAGCUAAGCGAGCUUGAGGACUUCUUGCACUCUUCCAACGUUGCGGAUGUCGAAGCUUCAGGCGACAAGGCUUACGAAGAAGGCUACCACCCGGCUGCGAAGAUCUUCUUCACUAGUAUCUCGAAUUGGGCGAAACUUGCAACAACGCUUGUGCAUCUGGAAGACUAUCAAGCAGCCGUCGAAUGUGCGCGGAAGGCAAAUAGCGUCAAAGUUUGGAAGCAGGUCAACGAGGCCUGCGUCGCAAAGAAGGAGUUCCGACUGGCUCAGAUCUGUGGUCUCAAUUUGAUUGUUCAUGCCGAAGAGCUUCCGAACUUGAUUAAACAAUAUGAGCGCAACGGCUAUUUCGACGAGCUCAUAUCGCUGCUCGAGGCCGGGCUGGGUCUUGAACGUGCACAUAAGGCCAUGUUUACGAGCCUUGGCGUUGUGCUGUCCAAGUAUCAUCCUGAUCGGGUGAUGGAGCAUCUCAAGCUGUUCUGGGCCCGUAUUAACAUGCCUGGGAUGAUCCGUGCUUGUGAGGAAGCACACCUAUGGCCUGAACUGAUCUUCCUCUAUUGUCACGAUGACGAAUGGGACAAUGCUGCCCUGGCGAUGAUAGAGCGCUCUUCCGAUGCCUGGGAACACCAUUCCUUCAAAGACAUCAUCGCCAAAGUCGCCAACCUCGAGAUCUACUAUCGCGCUCUCAAUUUCUACCGUGAACAGCAACCAACAUUACUUACGGACCUACUUCAAGCCCUGACUCCUCGUAUUGAAGUCAACCGGGUGGUGAAAAUGUUCAAGAAGACCGAUGACCACCCCCUCAUCAAGCCGUUCUUGCUUAACGUUCAAAGCCAAAACAAGAGGACUGUCAAUGAUGCCAUUAAUGAUCUGCUUAUCGAAGAGGAAGAUUACAAGACGUUGCGUGAUUCAGUUGAGAACUACGACAAUUACGAUUGGGCAGAUCUUGCAUCACGGCUUGAGAAACAUGAACUUGUCUUCUUCCGGCAAAUCGCUGCCAACAUCUACCGCAAAAAUAAGAGAUGGGAGAAAUCGAUAGGUUUAUCCAAGCAAGACAAACUGUACAAGGACGCGAUUGAGACGGCGGCGCUCUCUAGCAAGAGUGAUGUCGUGGAAGACUUGCUUCGUUACUUUGUUGAUAUUGGCAGCCGAGAAUGCUACGUUGGCAUGCUCUACGCUUGUUACGAUCUCAUUCGCCUCAACGUCGUGAUGGAGCUGUCCUGGCGUCACGGUCUUACAGACUUCAGCAUGCCUUUCAUGAUCAAUUACAUGAGCCAGCAGGCAUCUACGAUUGAGGGACUCAAGAAAGAUAACGAAGAGCGCAAGGCUCGCGAAGCAAAAGAGCAGAAAGAAGAGGACAGCACGCCCAUCCUGGGAGGAUCGAGACUAAUGCUGACGCAAGGAAGCAGUCCCAUGCCAGCACCUUACUCUCAGACCAAUGGCAUAACUCCUCAGCCCACCGGCUACCGAGCCUUCUAG